ACUCCAACUGCAGCUAUGAGUUCAGACGAGAAGGGCAUAUCCCCUGCUCAUAAAACAUCCACUCCAACCCACAGAAGUGCCUCUUCUUCAACACCCUCCCAUAGGGACAGUCGGCAGAGUAUCCACGUCUUGGAGAGGACUGCUUCCUCCAGCACCGAACCCUCUGUAAGUCGGCAGUUGCUAGAACCGGAGCCUGUCCCCCUCUCCAAGGAAGCUGACAGCUGGGAAAUUAUAGAAGGGCUGAAAAUAGGCCAAACCAAUGUCCAGAGACCAGACAAACAUGAAGGCUUUAUGCUGAAGAAAAGAAAAUGGCCUUUAAAAGGCUGGCACAAGCGGUUUUUUGUCCUGGAUAAUGGCAUGUUAAAGUAUUCCAAGGCACCACUCGAUAUUCAAAAGGGGAAGGUCCAUGGAAGCAUUGAUGUUGGACUCUCGGUCAUGUCAAUUAAAAAGAAAGCUCGGAGAAUAGACCUUGACACAGAAGAGCAUAUCUACCAUUUGAAGGUGAAAUCCCAGGACUGGUUUGAUGCAUGGGUCUCCAAAUUGCGCCAUCAUCGAUUGUAUCGGCAGAAUGAAAUUGUCAGAUCACCAAGAGAUGCUAGUUUUCACAUAUUUCCUUCAACCUCCACAGCUGAAUCCUCACCAGCUGCUAAUGUUUCUGUUGUGGAUGGAAAGGUGCAAGCAAACAGCUUUCCAUGGCAGUCCCCUUUACCGUGCAGCAACAGCCUCCCCGUUACCUGCACGACCGGCCAGAGCAAGGUGGCAGCCUGGUUACAGGACUCGGAAGAAAUGGACAGGUGUGCAGAAGACCUUGCACACUGCCAGUCAAACCUUGUGGAACUUAGCAAACUCCUGCAAAAUUUGGAAAUACUUCAGAGAACCCAGUCAGCACCUAACUUUACUGACAUGCAGGCUAACUGUGUAGAUAUUUCAAAGAAAGACAAGCGGGUCACAAGACGAUGGAGAACAAAAAGUGUCAGCAAAGAUACAAAAAUACAACUGCAGGAAGGGCCAUCUGCGAAGGGCCAGUUCAGCACCACUCGGCGCCGGCAGAGGCUAGCGGCAGCAGUGGCUACAACAGUCCCUUUCAGUGCUACCAUGUCGCCAGUUCGCUUGCAUUCCUCCAACCCCAACCUGUGUGCAGAUAUCGAGUUUCAGACGCCCCCUAGUCACCUCACAGACCCUCUGGAAAGCUCAACGGAUUAUACAAAGCUUCAAGAAGAAUUUUGUCUAAUUGCACAGAAAGUGCAUUCUCUUUUGAAGUCUGCAUUUAAUAGCAUAGCUAUAGAGAAGGAGAAGCUUAAGCAAAUAGUUUCGGAACAGGAUCAUAAUAAAGGCCACAGCACGCAAGUGGCACGGCUCCGGCAGUCACUGUCUCAGGCACUCAACCAGAAUGCUGAACUAAGAAGUCGGUUGAACAGAAUACAUUCAGAAUCUAUUAUUUGUGAUCAGGUUGUCAGUGUAAAUAUUAUUCCUAGCCCUGAUGAGGCUGGUGAACAAAUCCAUGUCAGUCUCCCCCUGUCGCAGCAGGUAGCCAACGAAAGCCGCCUGUCCAUGUCAGAGUCUGUCUCCGAGUUCUUUGAUGCCCAGGAGGUGCUGCUCUCUGCAAGUUCGUCAGAGAAUGAGGCUUCAGAUGAUGAGUCUUACAUCAGUGAUGUGAGUGAUAAUAUAUCUGAAGACAACACCAGUGUUGCAGACAACAUUUCUCGGCAAAUCUUGAAUGGGGAGCUUACAGGAGGGGCCUUCCGAAAUGGACGUCGAACAUGCCUGCCAGCUCCCUGUCCUGACACCAGUAACAUUAAUCUGUGGAAUAUCUUGAGGAACAACAUUGGUAAAGACUUGUCUAAAGUCUCCAUGCCUGUGGAGCUGAAUGAGCCACUCAACACGCUGCAGCAUCUCUGUGAGGAGAUCGAAUACAGUGAGCUUCUGGACAAGGCUUCAGAAACUGAUGACCCCUAUGAGCGCAUGGUUCUUAUUGCUGCAUUUGCAGUUUCAGGAUAUUGCUCCACCUAUUUCAGAGCAGGAAGUAAGCCAUUCAACCCUGUCCUCGGGGAGACUUACGAAUGCAUUAGAGAGGACAAGGGAUUCCGAUUUUUCUCAGAACAGGUUAGCCACCAUCCACCCAUUUCUGCCUGUCACUGUGAAUCCAAGAAUUUUGUGUUUUGGCAAGAUAUCAGAUGGAAAAACAAGUUCUGGGGGAAGUCGAUGGAAAUCCUGCCUGUUGGAACACUGAAUGUCAUGCUUCCCAGGUAUGGAGAUUGCUAUGUAUGGAAUAAAGUCACCACAUGUAUACAUAAUAUUCUCAGUGGGAGGAGGUGGAUAGAGCAUUAUGGAGAAGUAACCAUUAGAAAUACCAAAAGCAGUGUUUGCAUUUGCAAACUCACAUUUGUUAAGGUGAAUUACUGGAAUUCUAAUGUGAAUGAAGUCCAGGGGGUUGUAAUGGAUCAGGAGGGGAAGGUGGUCCACCGGCUAUUUGGGAAGUGGCAUGAAGGGCUCUUCUGUGGCGUGGCCCCUUCUGCCAAGUGCAUCUGGAGACCAGGUUCCAUGCCAACCAACUAUGAACUCUACUAUGGUUUCACAAGGUUUGCUAUUGAGCUCAAUGAGUUAGAUCCUGUGCUGAAAGAUCUCCUUCCACCAACAGACGCCCGAUUCCGGCCAGAUCAGAGGUUUUUGGAAGAAGGAAAUUUAGAAGCUGCGGCAGCAGAGAAGCAAAGAGUAGAGGAGCUGCAGAGAUCACGCAGGCGCUACAUGGAAGAAAACAACCUUGAACAUAUACCAAAAUUUUUUAAAAAAGUUAUUGAUGCCAAUCAAAGAGAAGCCUGGGUUUCUAAUGAUACCUACUGGGAGCUGCGAAAGGACCCUGGGUUUAGCAAAGUAGACAGUCCUGUUCUUUGGUAA
Molecule: messenger RNA, 2895 nt
Organism: Puma concolor (puma)
Lineage: Eukaryota; Metazoa; Chordata; Mammalia; Carnivora; Felidae
Source: RefSeq, a predicted model, not a curated record